GCGCUCGCAGUCCUAAGAAGAUAAACUCUGCUCGGACACCGGCAGAAAAAUAGAGAAAAGAAGAGAGAGACAGACAGAGAGAUAUAGAGAGAAAGAGAGAGACGAUUAUUAAUCAUUCCUACGUUUUCCCGCUCCCAUUUCUUACGUUUUUUUCCCGAAGCGAGGCGAUGCGACGUCGGCGACAAGGACGAGGUGAUCGUUGCGACUGAUUACGCGCAACUUCUCACUGACUACUGAUUGUGAUUGGGCAGGGCUGGUAAGUGGCGGUUUACACGAGAAGCGGCUGCUGAACGAUCUGCUGGACUCGUACAAUGUGCUGGAGCGGCCGGUGGGCAACGAGUCCGAACCCCUAGUGCUGAGCUUCGGCCUCACGCUCAUGCAAAUAAUCGACGUCGACGAGAAGAAUCAGUUGCUCAUCACAAAUCUUUGGCUGAAACUGGAAUGGAACGACGUGAAUAUGAGAUGGAAUGUCUCAGACUACGGAGGUGUGCGAGACCUUAGAAUCCCGCCGCAUCGGCUAUGGAAACCCGAUGUCCUUAUGUAUAACAGCGCCGACGAGGGCUUCGACGGCACUUAUCCCACGAACGUCGUUGUAAAGAACAAUGGAACCUGCUCAUACAUACCGCCCGGUAUAUUCAAGAGCACUUGCAAGAUAGACAUUACCUGGUUUCCCUUUGAUGAUCAGCGCUGCGAGAUGAAAUUCGGCUCCUGGACGUACGACGGCUUUCAGUUGGAUCUGCAGCUGCAAGACGAGGGCGGGGGUGACAUCAGCAGUUUCAUCACUAACGGCGAGUGGGAUUUGUUGGGAGUACCUGGUAAGAGAAACGAAAUCUAUUACAAUUGCUGCCCGGAACCGUACAUAGACAUCACUUUCGUCGUCAUCAUCAGAAGACGCACACUCUACUACUUUUUCAACCUGAUCGUUCCGUGCGUUCUAAUUGCCAGCAUGGCCGUCCUCGGGUUCACCCUGCCACCCGAUUCCGGCGAGAAACUCUCCCUCGGAGUAACCAUCCUCUUGUCCCUCACUGUGUUCCUGAAUAUGGUUGCCGAGACAAUGCCGGCGACGUCUGACGCUGUGCCGCUUUUAGGAACGUACUUCAAUUGCAUCAUGUUUAUGGUAGCCAGCAGCGUGGUCAGCACGAUUCUCAUCUUAAACUAUCAUCAUCGAAAUGCUGACUCCCAUGAAAUGUCUGAAUGGAUUAGGGUAGUUUUCCUAUACUGGCUGCCUUGUAUACUCCGUAUGUCGAGGCCAGAGCAAGACGAGGACAAGGAAGUACAUAAAUCUCAGAAGCCAUCUCCGGUUACGGGUGCGAGCAAGUCGUAUGGCGAUCUGGAGCUCCACCAGAGGAGUAGUAAGUCUCUGUUGGCGAACGUCCUGGACCUGGACGACAACGCGUUGGCGUCUCACAAUAAUCUGCUGAACAACGUGUAUAGCACGCCCGGGCCGCACCACGCGCACGCGAUGGGUCACGGCCACAGUCACAUACACACGACACCCCAUCAUCAUCACAGCCACGCACCCACGACGCCGCACCAUCAGCACGCGACGGCGCUGCCGCACUCAUCGUACCCCAUGACACCAGGCCACCAGAUCUCGCAUACGCCGCACCAUCACCCACAUCCGCAAGACGCGUCAGGGCCGCAGGUCGAAACGAUACUCCAGAACGCAUGCUUCUGCGCUCGUUACGAGCUUGUGCUAAUCCUGAAGGAGAUUAAGAUAAUAACGAAUCAGCUAAAGGCCGAGGAUGAGAACACGAAGAUCACGAACGAUUGGAAGUUCGCGGCGAUGGUGAUCGAUAGGAUGUGCCUAAUCAUUUUUACUCUGUUCACCAUCAUCGCUACCAUCACCGUCCUGCUAUCGGCGCCGCACAUUAUCGUCACGUGAUUCAGAAAAGCCAGUCUGCCGCCGGUGGUUCCGGGGCUGACGAGGAUCUCGCCGACGGUCAUCUUCGCUCCAGCGAAGCACCCGCCCUUCCCGUUAACCGGAUUCUGCCGGAUCGGCCACGAGGGUGCUCGCCUCCGGGUUCGCAUGCCGCUUCGUUUCGGAGACCUGCGCGUUAGGAAGAAAGCAAUACGGGGAGUAACUUCGUUUCUUUAUGAUAUAUAUACUAAUACCAGUAAAAAUGAAAAUAAUAACGCUAUCGAUAAUGAGAAUAACGAUAAUAGUAUUAAUAAUAAUUACGUAAUAGUAACGGUAAAAAACUUUAUCGUAUAUAAUUAUCCCACGAGGACGCCUUAGCGAAACACGUUGACACACCGUUUUCAAGACAGCGCGAGCUCGCGCGCGCAAGAGCAAAGGGACACGUACACGGGGACACGCGGGGAGUACGAGACACACGUAUGCGAAGACAUGUACAUUGGUUUGUUACACGCAUCCCUGAGAGCAGUCGAACAAGGUAGCCGAAAACGCCUUGUAUAGCUGAAAUGGUACAUACAUUUUCUCGAACGAGAAUUAAACGAUUAGUUCUAUACAAAAUUCAAUUACGUUUUCACCGGGGUAAAAACGUAAUCGGUCGAAUCGAGACGAGUCUGUCCUCCGCGACUACUACUUAGGGAUGUACCACACAUACACAUACAUACAAAUGCACGUAACAUCAUACGAGCGACGAUACGCACGGAAGCGUGAUUUGCCAAUGAGUUAAAAAUACUCCGAUGCAGCCCAAAGUUAAUACGAUGUAGAAAUCUCCGAAUGUACACAAGGAUCAGUAUUGUUAGCGUUAAGAGACCCUUGUAGCGGAUGUAACAACCUAAAUGAAUUUCGUGAAGAAUUAAAUUCGAGUAUCUCGAAGAACUUUGGAAAAAUUCUUAAUGAUAUACACAAUUAUAUAAAAUAAAUGAGAAAUAUAAAUAUAAAUGAUAGCAUGCUAAAAAAAAUUGAUAUAAAAUCAAAGUUUUAAAAUAUUUGAUUUUAAAAUUCUUGAAAAUAUAUAAGCAACAGAAAAGAGAUUCGGGGAUUACUAUAUGUAAUUUGACAAUGGUUCUCGUCUAGGGCGAUAUGCGAAUAGAAGCGAUUGGAAAUACAGGCGACGAUCACCAAUUCUUUUGAGCUGUAUAAAACUAAAUGACGAAAAGAAACAGAAAAGAAAACGAUGAUAAAAAAAGAGAAACGAGACGAAGGAGAAGAAGGAAUGGGCUUUAGAGGUAAAACGCACACGCAUACACUCUCAGAAUACACAUGAUGAACUGCCAAGGUGAUUCAAAUAAUGCCAGUGAAUUUUCUUAUCCGUAUCAUUAGUAUGUAAAAAUCGACGACGACUUAAUAAACGGGGAAUUUGUACUACGAUUUAAAAGCGGCGGUCAUAUAACAUAAAUAGUCUCUCGGGGAGAGAAGAGAGAAGAGAGAAAAAAAAUCCGAAGGACACUGUGGAAGGACGUAGAAAGCGGGCGCAGAAAAAUGAAGGACGAUUGUGUGGUUGUUCGAUAAAAUUUUUGCUUGAACUGAUUCAGUGUUUCGAGCGCAACGCACUUCCUUUCCCUAGUGUCCGCAAACGCGUGCGAAUUGUUUGUAUCAUCGAUUUGCAUUCUCGUCGCACAUUUAACGCUAAUAUCUGGUCUAUUUUGAAUAAAAAAUUUCAUGUGUAUCGAAAUAUUAAACAGCCGUAUUUAACGUUAAACACAGUUUUAUAUCUAGUUUCUACGUUUCGAGAAUCAAACAACCGUCGAGUUGUUUGACAAAUUGUUCUCGAGUUUUAAAUUUGAAAAAACAAGACGGGUACAUUUACCGUUGAAUGUGCAUUGAGAAAGUGGAUCAUUAUCUCUCGCAUUACACGUAGAUAAAAUGCGGAUUUACGCGGACACACUUACACUUUCUGGUACACAGUAAAUAGAAACACUAAUGUACCUUUUUGUCUGACGUGCAUCAAUCUUUCUCUUUCCUAUAAGAAUUCCAUUACAAGAAUCAUUAUCGCGGAAAUAAUGUACCUUCUUUCUGACAUCGAAAAACCGUUUAAGAACGCAAAAGUUAAAAAUGGAACUUUAAUUUCUUUUAUAUUAGAGAAAAAAUGUGAUUUCAACGUCCCUCGCGUUUUGUUACCGCAUCUUCAAAAAAAAUCGCAGCGCAUUUCCGCUGAUAAACAUUAAGUAUCGCGCGAUUGCAAAAAUUGAAAAACUAUUCUAUACAUAUAUCAAUAUCGCAAUGUUAAAUAUUACGAUCAAGGUGUUGGUUUGCGACAAAUAUUUCUUUCAUCCGCAAGGAACAAUAGAGAAACAUGACUUUACUUUUAAGUACAUUUAAAAAAUUAAUACGCGUCGCGUUCUCUAUUAAUUUACAAGCCGCUCGAGAGUUGUGGUAGAAAAUCGCGGGAGCGACGAAGUCGAUUAGUCACGAUAGGAGAAAGAAAAAGCAACGUGGGAUGGCGACCGAUAAAGAAAGGAAGUUGCUCUUGCUCACGGACAGACACGUAGGCGGACGCCGUCUCGACGAGACAUCGGAGAGACGAACUCAAGUCGUAUUGUACAUUUUUCAGCUAUCGGCACUGGAUACGCGACAACCAAUCACGUUAUCUUUUAAAUAUGUACUAUUAAAGAUUAUUAAAGUAAUAAACCGUUGUUGAUCAUGUUGCGUUGCGGGCUGAAUUACGCAUAGAAGUACGAUAAAAACUAUAAAACGGUGUGUUUUGAUCUCUAGCGCGCGAACGAUUAAAAAAAUAAAAGAUAUAAACAGAAUAAUGUCGAAUUGUAUUGCAUUAAACUCGUAAGGGAGAUAGAGAGUACAUUACAUUACAUAGACGAGAAAAACGCGGUUAAUCACUAUAAGUUUAUCACUAUAAUCACUAGUUAACAAGAAAUCAAAGAAAUAAUUCGCCAAAAAAAGAUGCAUAGUUCGAGACAUCGAUACAUACAUUUUAAUGCCGGAAGAGUCAUCCUUUAUGCGAUAAAAAUUAACAUGCGGCUUAAUAUCAGUCUUUCAUUAACUCGAUAACAUAAUAAAAAUUAGAAUAAGCUAUUCAAAUAUUACGAUUCAAAUAAAAAGACAUUUAUUUUCAAGCUACAAAAUGCCAUUGUGUGUUGUUUUUAAAGAAAGAUGUAAAAUAGAGGAUUUUCAAUGCCCUAAUAAUUUUUGUCGCUGCAGGAAUAUGUCCGGCUCCAUCGUUCCUUUUUACGUGCGUUUGCUGUAGUUCAAGUUGGUGGAAAGAUGAUUAACAAUGCCGAUUUAUUGCAAUUAAGGGCAUGCAGGAAAAUGCGCCAUCAGUUUUUUUUUACAAAGUAGAAAGAUGUGGCUAAACUUCAUGUCCCAUUCUAUCUAGUUACUUCUUUCUUUAAAAUGAUGAUUAUCUUUAAGAUCGCAAUACAAAGGCUGUUUCUUAUUAAUGUAAUCAAUUUUUUCAUAUUUAUUGUUAGUAAGAUAUAUGUGCGUUCUUAAAAUAUUGCCACAUUAUUUCAAGUCAUUCAGUACAUUAAAAAGGAGUAAUUUCAUUGCUAUCGCGUCGAAAGUAGGGCUUCUUAAUUAAUGAAGCCUUUGCUUGUUCGCUCUAAAUUUGCGAAUUUAACCGCAAUUGUUAUACGCAAAAAAUAAUACGCGUAUCAGAUCGAGAUUAAUUACACUGGCACUGCGAUUAAUUACAUCGCAAGUGCAAAAUUAAUCUAGAAGCAGCGAUAUAUAUGGAUUACGAGUCCUAGAACAUUACGGGUAUCAAAAAGUCGUGUUAGCGAAGCAAACGCGUGAUUUUAAUGUAUAAUCAAGAUUUAACGAUUAGAUAGUAAAAAAAAAAGAAAAUAAUACGUUUUACCACGAUACGCGAUACUGUACGACGAUACUUGUUCUAUAAUUAUACUUGUAAAUGUGUAUUAUCACAUAUCGUAAUGAGAUUUACGUCGAAGACAGAAAAUUGCUCACUGUAAUUCGUCGCUAACGACUGCUGAUUUAUUUUCCUAUAAAUUAAUAAGCGCACCGCGAGCGACGGUAGAAACAACCGAUUUUUCCCUUUACGCGGAAGUAGCUAGAAGUUUUUGACGAUAAAAAAUAUAGGUAAAAACGAAACAACGCGAGAUUUCCGGUAUAGAAUGAUGCAACUUUGUAUCAAGAAAGGAUAAGAUUUUGAAUCUAUUGCACAAUAACGAAUAAAUAACAGAGAUUAAAACUGAUGCUCAUGGCUAAGUUAAAUAAAUCUGAUAUAAUAUGCCAGAUUCUCUGAAAUCUUUCUUCACGCCGUGAUGCAUAGUUGUUCAGUUUUAUAGUAUACAAAAUUCAAACGAUUACAUUGUUAUACAAUAUAAUGGGCUUCUUCCCGCGAUUUCCGCGACGAGAAACCAAAAGAAGAAGAACUAUUACCAUCGAUGAUCUUUCUUGCUGAAAGAGAUUCUCAGGAAUCAGCAAAUUCUUGAACAUUACAAAUUCGUAUAAAAGUGGAUUUUAAAAUUCAGGCGGAACGUGACACACUUUGCGCGAAAAGUUUCCACCUCCUUGAACUCGAUAUAGACAGUUUUCCGAAGAUAACGCAGCAAACGUACUCAGGCAUGGUGUGAUCCGCCUAUGCUUUAGUAGGCGAGAAUAAUGGAUGGUUAUAAGUCUGAAAAAUUUACUACUUAUUCGGUGAGAUAGAUUAAAUUAAAAGGACAUUAAUCAAUUUAUUAUUACCUUUUUUUUUAACUUAUACAAAUAAAAAGUAGAAUUUUUCAAUUUCAAAAGUUUUAAUUAGCUUUCAUUAUUUCAUAUUUGAUAAAUUAAUAUAUACGUACAUUGGUAUAUGUUUUUAUAUAAAUAAUUACAUGGCGCAAUUAAUUCUCGUAUGCAAAUUUAAUGUUUUUUUAAUAUAAUAUAUUUUAACUUUAAUUUUUUUAAUUCUAAAUUUGGAGUUACAAAGAAUAACUAGAAAAAUAUUUCUCUUUUUCUUGAAGAAAGAUGAGAAAUUCUAUAAAAUGUAUCAAUUAUUUUUAGACUUGUACACAACUGUUUUUCCUCAAAUUAAUUUGUAAAACUUAAACGAGAGCAGCAGUAAAUAAGGAAAUUUCCGUACAAAUUGACCAUUUUAAGUAAACGACUGAAUAAGAGACGACUGAAUAAAAGAAAAGAGGGUAGAGUAUGAGAAAAAAAUGAAUAAGAUAAGCGGCAUUAACGUGACUUGCGCCUUUAAAAUCGACAACUCAGCUUAAUACGCGCGGGGCUGUUAUAUAUAAACUGUAAUCUUGUAAAAAAAAAGAAUAUUAAUAAUGAUAACGAGUUAGUGCUAACAAUUAACGAUAACGAUAAAUGAUAAUAUUACUAUUAUUAAUAAUAACAAUAAUAAUAUUAAAACGUAUUAGCUAUGAGACUCUUUGCCUGUACGAAAUGUUGAAAUCUCCUUUCUACACCAUUAAUGUACGAUUAAGUCGAUUUCCGCGAGUCGAAUCGUUCUCGAUUAAUGUAGUUGCGGCGGACAGAAAGAUAGAUAAAAAAAAAAAGAAAUUGAAUAAAUAUGUGAGUUAAAUAAACAAAGGUUAAUAGACUCAUAGGAUAUUGUAGUAGUGCAGAUGUACAGGGUGAUGCGACAAAAAAGGAAAUCCGGCAGUGCGACGUGAGCGAUUUUUUGAACGUCUCGUCCAUCAAUCGAUGUGAAAGGCAAGGAAUAAUCGCAAUAAAAUCGAAAGCAGAUCAGAAAAUGUACCAAAAAAAUAUAUGUUAAAGAUUGCUAUUAUUCUUAAAAAAUAAAAUAAUUCAAUACGAAAAUUACAAACGAUGAGCUUCGUUUUAUCGAGCCGAUGUGACAUUCCCGUCGUGACGUGGAGAUUAACCCGUUAUACCCAAGCGUAAAUUUUUCUUCAAUUUAGAAUAAAGAGCCAUAUAAAUAUACACUACUCUCUGUAAUUUUUUUUUUUCUUACAUACGGGUUAUAACGAGUUAAAUCAUAUGCGAGUUUCGUAGCACUUCUUCUUCACUUGACUCCUAUAUUAAUUACUCGAGCGUUUUAAAGACUUACCUAAGGACUUAUUACGAUAGAGAUAAUUACGAUUGCUCAUCGAUUAUGCCUGUCGUUUAAGUGUCAAGACAAUCCCCUGAUGACUCCAAGCGGCUGACGACGAAAACUAUACUUCUCGAUAUAUAUAAUACUACCUCUAAUUAACACGAGAGAUUAAUUCGAUGGAGACAUAUAUAUAUGUGUGUGUGUGUAUAUAUAUUUUCUGUCGUGUGUAAUUUAUUGUAAGGUCUAUUAUACUAUAGCAUGCCAAAGUCUUCCGCCAUUAGUCGCCUAGUAUAGCUGACGAGUUUUCUCGGUUGCGAAACUCUCGCGAGAUCAUCAGCGUAAAUCGCGCUCGCGUGAACUGAUCCCGUUUGCGCUAAUAUCGUUCAAGAAGAUAUAAUUAACGUUCUGGAGAACGCUCGCGAAAGUCGUUGCAACUGCUCAUUCAGCUGUUCAGCGUUAGUAGCUCGCUGUGAUGUAAGUAGUCGAAGCUCUAGCGACAAAUUUUACGCUCGUAGAUCUGACACUGAAACUAGCCGCACGACGGGAAGCGAAAGGCGACAAAAUGAGACGAAACCACCAAGAUUUUCCUUGUCCGGAUAUUUCGAGAAAUCGUAUAAUUUUAUCUUACAAGUAAACGCAUGCGUUUGCAUUCACGCAUCUUACAUGAAUAUGUCAAAAUCGCGAUCGCGUAAUUUUCUCAACGCGAAAUACCAUUAAGAUUUGAUCGGAUAAUAAUUGCAUGCGUACAUUUAAAACAAAAAAAUUAAAAUAAAACUAUAUAUUAGGCUUACGAUUACAUGAUAUGUGAAUAUUUUAAAUUUUUAACUUCAACGCGUUUCAUGAUUCACUUGAUCUUGCGAUAAUGAUCGCAUCAAUCAUAAUGUUUUUCAAAUGUGCGAAGCUUUGGGCUGACUUUGACAGUGUGAAUUUUUCAUAAUAAAUGAUUCACACGCAUGCUUUUGAUGAAGAGAGAACGAGAAAUUAUAUUAGUAAAGAUUAUUUUUACUAACCUGUGUCACAGAGAAUGAAGUGUUAAAGUUGUCAAAGAAAACAAACAUAAUUACGCUUCUUACUUUUUAAAGAAGCCACACACUUUGGAUUGGUAGAGACGUUCAAAAAAUUGAUGAUCCCUUGCCUGUUUUAUUAGACCGCUCUUUAUAUAUACACGUACAUAUGUAUUAUAUAUAUACGCGACAGAGAUUUAAUUAUAUCGACGAUACAUAGCGUGUAAAUCGUUGCUCGCGCUCAGCCCCGUUGUUAAAUUAAGCGAAACGAGAUAUCGUCCGCGUAGGAUUUCGCUGCUCGUUACAUGAAUCGCGUCGUUCUGCUCAUCGUCGAUCAUCGCAUGAAAUCCUUGCAGGAAAUCUCUCUGCGAAAAAAAUUUGACAAGUCAAAGAAAGCAACAAUUGCCGUAAAAAUCAAAAAUUAAAUGUUACAUAAUAAAUGUUACAUAAUAAUUAUAAUUAUAAAUAAUGUAAAUAUUUUGCAAAAGUUUUAUGAAAAUAAUACAAAUAUCAAGCUGUACAACAAGCAAGAGAUUUUUGAAUUGAAUGGAACACACAACGAUCGACUAUAAAAAAAUCUAUUCCGAUAUUCUUUCGAGUGUAAAAAAAGGUUUACGCGUCCAAUCUCGAGUUAAAUCGUUGUUGAUGGAGAACGAUUGUACAGAGAGAUACAGAGGAUAUUUCCGCUAUAAAACUACACCAUCGUAUUUACAUUUGAUGGCUUGUGGAGCCAUCACGACAGAAUUGGAAAAGCAAAACGACGCUUUUCGUGCCAUCAUACGCAGCGACGCAGAUUUCGAGUGUCACGUUAUCAUCGUCGUAUCGUUUUGUCGGCGCGAUUCGGGGCAAGGUUUUGUGUGUAAAUUCCACUGUGCCAUUGUUUGUACAGAAUUACAAUGAUCAAUUGCCCGGAUUGAUCGGUCGAUUAGCGCGAGCGAGCGAAAGCGCGGAAACAAGGAAAAAAAAAGAGAAGUAUUUAAGAUAGGCUCGUGCGCGUAUCUUUUUUCACGACGAUGGCGAGUUAAUAAAUUAGAUUAACUGAUUAGGUGAAGCGUAAGUUCAAGUGCCAAAUUUGUAGCUAAUCCUUAAAGCGUAAACGAGCGCACUGCGGAGCGAACGUGCUACGUAAUAGGGCUGAAUAGGAAUGUAAUUAACGAGAAAGAUCAUAAGGCGGCGCGGAAAUCGCGUAUAAUUGGAUCGAUUAUGAAUUAAUCCGUUACGAGAGGAUCGGGGAGAGUCUGCGAAAUUACUUCGCGAUUUGUUAUAAAUUUGUUAGAGAAAUGUCCCUUGCCGAUUUAUUUCGCAAUUGCAUUAAGUUUAAUAAGCUGUAUUCUGAGAACAAAAUUAAAUAAUUGUAAUAAUGACAUUAUUAAUUAUUCUUUAUGGCAGAAUUAAAUUUCAUUUAAGCAAAAAGAAAGAUAUAACGUCGAUCUUUAUAUGUUAAAAUAAAAUAUACAUGACAUUCUCUUCGAUUAGAUCGACAGCAAAACAUAUAAUGUACUAACAAAAGUAUUAAUUUUGUUUAGCUUUAUAUUUGUCUUAAAUUUCUAUAUGCUUUAUCUCAAACGCAGAACGUUAGUGCCAAGUAAUUCUCGAAUUUAUUGCGCGAGACGAGAGAAAGAGAACAAAUUCCUGAGUUCGAUUCGAGCGAAUAUACAUAUUUUGCGUCAGAAUUCCGCAGUAAAAGAAAGACGCACAGAAGAAAUGUAUUUAUAAAAAAAAAAAAAAAACAGAUAAGAGAAAAACACGUCACAGCCAAAUGAAUUUAAAAAUGAAUUUUUACACAAGUAAAACUCAGUUAUUUCCAGGCAAUACUCGUUUCCUUCCGUACUGGAUCCUCGUUCGGCUAAUUUACCACGCGCGAUUCCAUAAUAAGCUAUAUUGUCUUAUCAAAAAAAGAAAAAAAAAAGAUAAAAGUAUUCGCGCUGGAUGAUUAGCGAAAUAGCGAGGAAGAAAAAUAAUUAUCAAAAAUUACCGCAAGAGAAAUAAUGAUAAUGAUAACAAACAAAUAAAUAAAUAAAAGCGAAACUAUUAAAAAAAAAAAAAAAUCACAUGUACCACUAAACAUAAACUAUAUAUAUUUAAACUAUUGAUUGCUAAAGUCAUAUUCGUAAUAAUGAAUAAAAAGAAAUGAUUAAUAAUCGAUUAACUGAAUAUUAAAAGCUAGCCUGUAAUCAAUAGCGACGUAGUUAUACUCUGACAGUAAUUAUAGGGGUGAUUCAGAGGUAGUCUAUUAGCAGUUAGGGUCGAACUUUAUCGAGAUCACUUUCUCUCUAAACUAACGAUGAAGAAAGAAGGAGUUAUACCUAAUUAUCUCUCAAUGCUAACCUAUUGAAUUUAACAGAACGUAAAAACCGCGCUGAUGCGAUUUCAGAAGACCGAUUAUAUAUAGAACGCGAUCUAACUCUCUUCGUUAUCUACCUACGCCUAUAUCUUUAUUCCCUAUGUACUUAAAAAAAAAAAGUCACGUAUUGUCCACCGUUACAAUCAAUCGUUAAGAUCGACAAUGGUGUGCGUUAUCGAUCGCCAUCGAGAAUACGAAGGAAAGUGUAAAAAAGACGCGAGAAUGUAUGAAAUGAGUUACUAUGUUUCCGUAGACCCUGGUGGGACGAUGCAAUUGAACUGAACUCACCCGAUCUCACUUGACUUUUAAUUAUGCCUCUGAACAACAGCCUGGUCCGAUAAUAGUAAAUCUAUACCACGAAGGAGAUAUAAGAGAGCGUGAAUAAAAAUUUGUUAUAUUUCUACGCUGGGCUCCUUUUCGAGGCAACGUUGAUCGAUAUGAGAAUCCCUGUUAACUGGUGAGCACUAUAAUCGCCGCAUUGUAAUAUUAUUAACAUUAUUACGUUAUUAUGAAAUUGU
Molecule: messenger RNA, 11746 nt
Organism: Formica exsecta
Lineage: Eukaryota; Metazoa; Arthropoda; Insecta; Hymenoptera; Formicidae
Product: neuronal acetylcholine receptor subunit alpha-7-like
Exons: 11
Coding region: 377-1885 (502 amino acids)
Biological process (GO): nervous system process; signal transduction; chemical synaptic transmission
Cellular component (GO): postsynaptic membrane; synapse; neuron projection
Molecular function (GO): transmembrane signaling receptor activity; acetylcholine-gated monoatomic cation-selective channel activity
Source: RefSeq, a predicted model, not a curated record